GUAUGUGACCCAGCUACUCCUAUUUGCCAGGGAGCAGGAAGAGCGGCCAUGGCAGUCGGGGAGAGCCAGCUCCAAAGGAUUAUCCGAGAUCUGCAUGAUGCUGUUGCAGAGCUCGCAAAAGAGUACAAGGAAAGUGGGGAGCCAAUCACAGAUGACAGCACCAGUCUGCACAAAUUCUCCUAUAAACUGGAGUAUCUGCUACAGUUUGACCAAAAGGAGAAAACCACUUUUCUGGGCACUAAGAAAGACUACUGGGAUUACUUCACUGAUUGUUUGGCAAAGAUCAAAGGAGCCAAUGAUGGCAUUCGUUUUGUGAAAUCCAUUUCUGAGCUGAAGACGUCUUUAGGAAAAGGACGAGCUUUUAUCCGCUACUCCCUGGUUCAUCAGCGAUUGGCUGACACGCUGCAGCAGUGCCUGAUGAACAAGAGAGUCACCAGUGACUGGUACUAUGCAAGAAGUCCCUUUUUGAAGCCACACCUUAGUGCUGACAUAAUAAAUCAUCUGUACGAGCUCAACGAGGUGCAGUUUGAUGUGGCUUCCAGAGGCCAUGAUCUUGAUGCCUCCUGGCCAACAUUUGCAAGGAGGACACUAGGAAAUGCUAGUUCACCUGGCCACAUGUGGAAACCACCAAGUCGCAGUUCCAGUAUCAAUAGUCUGGCCAGUUCUUACUCUCAGCAAGCGCCUGAGUGUGCCUCCAGCCCAGACUAUGGGCAUAGUUUAUUGAAUGAUCUGAAUGAUUCCCUACCAGCCUGCAUGGAAGAUAGCAACACAGUUGAAGACCUUCGCUUGGAGCUCGAUCAGUCUGAGCUAAAGCAAAGAGAUCUCCUUGAUAAGGUUCAGCAGCUUGGCGAGGAGUCUGCCGAGAUGAAAGGAGUAAUUGAAGAGCUUCAGAGUCAGCUCAAUGUGUCGCUUGCCGCUCAAGAAGGGCACCUGCGCUUGCAGGAAGAACUCAGAGACUUGCAGGGGAGAGAAGUUGCUCUAUCCCGCCAGGUGGAAGCUCUUAGAGCUGAGGAAAAGGCAAAGGAAACACAGCAUGCCUCACUUCAGGAAAAGCUGGCUGCUGCCGAGCAAAAGAACAUAGAGCUCAUGGCCAAAUUGGAUGGGAUUCUAGAUGAGAAAGGCCAGCAGGCUGCCAGUUAUUUUGAUUCAGCGCAGAAGAUUCACGAGUUGUUAGACAAGUUAAAGGAGGCAGAGAAAGGGAAGAUGGAAGCUUUAGCUGAGAUGGAGGAGAACAGGAGACGGGUAGAGAGGCUGCGAGAGGAGGCAAGAGUCAGUGAGGGGAAGUGGAAGGAGAAUGAAACAAAGCUUGAGGCAUUGCUGACUUCUUCUGAAGAGGACAAGGCCAAGUUGAAGGCAAAAGUGGAGGAACAGUCCAGUACUCUGGAAAAGCUUCAGGGGGACCUGGCGCUGAGAGAAACGGAGACGAGCAGUCUGCAGAAAGAGUUGGAGGACUUGAAAGGAUCUCUAGAAAAGAAAGAACAUGAUUUAGAGGAGGUGAAGAGGAGGGCAAAGCAAGAAAAAGAAGAGAUGCAGAAAAUUUUAGAUAAUUCAAAGGAGUCUUUAGAAGCUAAAGUUAAUGAACUUUCUCUGAAGCUUACAAACAAAGAAGCAGAGCUAAGCUCCAGCAGUGAGACACUACAAAAGCUAGAAACCAAGAACAAAAUGCUGAUUACAGAAAGGGACAAACUGACCGCUAGCCUAGAUCAGUACCAGGCAAAGAUCAGAGAACAGGAUUCUUUGGUGGAGGACUACCAGAGGAAAUGUGCCAGCUUACAGGAAAUAAAAGAGAAGCUGGUGAGCAGAAAUGAGGAGCUGGAAAAGGAGAUGGCAGAGAACAGAAUGGUGCUUGAGGCUGAACUGGUAGCUUUAAGAGCUUCUGAGAAACAGCUGCGAGGUCAGGUGGAUGAUGCCAAGAUGACGGUGGAUGAAAAAGAGAAAUCUCUCCGAGAGGAGAACCGCAGUCUGGAUGAGAGUCUGCAGCGGGCCACAAUGGCUGCAAAACAAUCAGAGAGUACAGCAAAGCGGCUGGAGCAGGAGAACCAGACUCUGAGGGACGAGCAGGACAACUUAAAGGCAACACUAACUCAGUUAGAGAUGGACUUGAAAAAUGCUCACGUUCAGAUCAGAGAACUGGAAAAAAACUUGGCUGCUUUAAACACUAAAGAGGUCAGUCUUCAAGAACAACUCAAUACAAAAGAAGAGCAGAUGGAAAACAAAGAUAAGGAAGUUGUUAAAUUGAUGUCAAUGUUAAAAGAAUUGGAGGCAAAGGAGAAAGAGACUGAGAUAGCCAAAGCAAAGGCAGAAGCAACUUGUGUUAAACAGGCAGAACUGAUAGAAAGGAUAACAUCAGAGAAGCAGACAAUGGAGACGUUACAACUAGAGAGGAGCUCAGCCCAAGCAAAGGAGAGCCAGGAACUGAUUGCUAAGGUAAAUGUAGUUGAAAGCCAGUUGGAAGUUAGAACAAAGGAUGUCUCCAGGCUCCAGGAAGAAAUCCUGGACCUGAAAGUGCAAGUGCAGAGAUCUGAGGAGGAAAAACUGAAAUCUCAAGCACAGCUGGAGUUGACAGAGGCCCAAAGAGAUGAGCUCAGGUCUCUUACUGAGCAGCUUAAGUCCCAAGCAGAGGGACUGAACCAGAGGCACAUGGCAGAGCUCCUGGACUGUAAAAAGAAAGAAGAGGCAUUGGUUCACCAGUGUGAUCGAGAAGUAGCUGCCUAUGCGGAGUUAUCUAAUUCUUCCGCUGCCAUUCGGGAAGAGCUUGCUGCCAUCAAAGCAGAAAACGGCAAGCUGGCCUCAGAGAACACAGAGAUCCGUGAGGCUUUGCACAGAGCAAACACAGAGAUGGCAGAGCUGGGGAUGACCAUCUGUAAGCUGAACGCAGAGAGGGAAGAAGCAAGCGAACACUUAACAGCUGAUGCUGCUAGGAUUGAAGAGUUGGAGAAAGAAGUGGAGCGGAUUGAGAAGUGUGUGAACGACUUACGGCAGGAGAACAACCAUUUACAGGAGGAGCUGACGCAGAAGGAGUCCCUGCCUGGGACUAUUGAGGAGCUCCAAGAGGAGCUGGAAAAAGCCAAAAACCAAGUGCGCAGCGUUAAGGACUGCUGCCGAGAGGAGAUGGAUGCUGUCAAGUUCCAAAUGAGCUCUGAGACCAUGAACCAUCAGGUUCAAAUAAAGGCUUUGACUGAAAAUUUGGAGAAAGUUUCUGCACAGCUGGAGGAGGAGCAGAAAAUAGUUUCCAGCUUGGAAGAGGAAGUGUCUGAACUCAAGGCUGUGAAUGAAAAAUACUUGCAGCUGAUUGGUGAGAAAGAUGCUUACAUCACGCAGGCGGAAGCCAGCAUCCGUGAGAAUGAAGACGAAAUUCAGCAACUGAGAAGCUCUGUAACCAGUUCUGAAGAGGCACACUUGGCUGCUCAAACCAUGUGCGAGGAACUCAAGCAGAAACUUGAAGCAACAGAGUCUGAGAAACAAAGUCAAUAUCUGAAGAUGGGUGCAGAGAUUGAGGACCUCAACAAUACGAAGAUUAACCUGGAGGAGAGGCUUAUUGAGCUGAUCAAGGACAAAGAUGCCCUGUGGCAGAAGUCUGAUGCUUUGGAGUUUGAGCAGAAACUGCGAGCUGAGGAGCAGUGGUGGUUGGUGGAUAAGGAGGCCACUCACUGUCUGGGCUGCAAUGGUCAGUUCACCUGGUAUCUGCGCAGGCAUCACUGCAGAGUCUGUGGCCGCAUCUUCUGCUAUUACUGCAGUAACAACUUUGUCAUGACAAAGCACAGCGGGAAGAAGGAGCGCUGCUGCAGCGACUGCUGCAAACAGCACAGUACAGUGGUGGAGAGGUUCACAGAGGCAGAUGUGAGUCCUUCAGAUACGCAGCCACCCCCAGCCGCUGUUGAACCCCAGCUUCCUCCGCAGCCGCCUCCAUACAAGGAGUCUUCCGGAGGAACUGUUUCUGAGCCCAGUAGCAGAUCUGACGAUGGAGGUUAUGACAUCAUCACAGAAGAGGAGGUGAAUGACGUCUACAACAGCGAUAGUAACUCUCAGACCACCGGAGGCUCUCUGGAGGAAGAUCAAGAGCGCCAGCAUCCAGGAACACAUGAAACAGGUCCUGGAGAUGUGACCCCUGAUGAAGACGGUGUCCCCACAGUUCAAGAUGCAGAGAUUAACCUCCUCAGAUCAGGGGAAGUCACAGCCACUGUCCCUCUGAGCAUUGAUGACAUUUCACAGUUUGGUGACGGCUCCAGGGAGCUCUUUAUCAAGUCCAGCUGCUAUAGUACCAUUGAUGUAACUGUGACAGAAUGUGGGACGAGUAUUGGCUGGAUGUUCUCCUCCGAGCCCAAGAGUAUCUCCUUCAGUGUGGUUUACCGGGAAUCCAGUGAAAGUGAGGUGGAACAGUCAAAGGUUCUGAUUUCUCUGACUCGUUGCAAUUCCCAUAAGGAGACAGUUCAGGGACAACUGAAAGCACGACACCCAGGCCUCUACACACUCAUCUUUGACAAUUCCUUCUCCAGGUUUAUCUCCAAGAAAGUGUUUUACCACUUGACCAUGGAGAAGCCUGUAAUCUACGAUGGAAGUGAUGGACCUUGAAGCUUUGUGGUACUGAGUGCUUGCCGUCUCUGCGACGGCUGGAGGGAAACUGACAAGAUAUCAAUGCAGUGACUUUAUUGGGUUUCUUUUUAUAUUUUAAACCAAGUAUUUUCUUAAAUUUUAAUCACUUAAUUGUUUUUCAGUUUAAGUUUUAAAGGUGUGGUUAGUAAGUGAAGGGGCAAUAUAAGGUUGAAGGAAAUCUUUAUACCUAUUUUAGCAUGUGUUGGUGUUCAUUUUAUCACUAAGUAACAUAUAUAGUUUAGUUUGUUGUUGCUGUAUUUUGUUUUCUGUUUAGUUUCAGUGGUCUUUUCAUAUUUCCAACACUAGAAAUGUAAAGAACAGUCUAAAGAAAGGCACAGGUUUUAACACAUUGUUUUGCAGUAAAUGGGUGUUUUUGGAGGAUUUAUUAACCUUUUCAAUCAAAUUGCACAAAAAAAGCACAUGUACUGUAAUUGGUAGUUUGGAUGUUAUAUUUGCACUCUAUUAUUGUAGGAAGAGAGGGAUGGGAAUUUGGAAGAAUCAAAGUUUUUGCUUCAUAAAAAAAAAACAAAAAAACACAAAGCUAGCAGUCUUUUAAGGAUUUUUUUUUUUUUUUUUCGGAAAUCUAUGGUGUUUUCAUGUCCUGGCUCCAUUGAUUAAAAAAAGAUAUCUUUUUCUGUGCAAAGCCAUUUUAAACAGCUGUGUCUAUCCAGUUUAUAGGGCCUCAUAAAUGGCUGUACUUCCACAAGCUGAUUUUAUGGGUCAUUAAAGUGACUUGCAUAGGAUCGUCAGCUAAAAAGCUCCUGUACCUCCUAAGUGCCUUUUUCAUUCGCACUGCCAGAGAUAUGAGUUUUUAAUGUUUUUAAAUUGUGGCCCUUGAUAUUAAUUACUGCCACUCUGUGAAAACUUCCAUUUUGUAUACACUUUAUAUAUUUACCUCAUCAUCUCCUGUUUUUGUCAGGUUUUUUUUUCCAUCCUAACAAUUUAAUGAUUUGUUUUAGUAAGCCUCUAAAGAAAACAAUCAUUUGUAUACACCAACCAAGUUUAUAAAGGGCUGUUUUUUGUUUAACUGGUGCAAAUUCUAUGCAAAGCCUCAAUAUUUUUCUAAAGGGCUUUUUUUUAAUUGUCACAAAUGUUAAAUGUCUUCAGAUGUUUUCUUUCUUGUUAACUUGCACAGAUGAAUUUUUCUAUUUUUUUGUGAGGCGGUUUUUAAAGAAAUUAAUGCUGCUUAAAUCAUUGUUACAGCCAUUAAAAGAUGGGAAAACAGCCAUUAAAGAAAUAAAAUGUGCAAAUGAAUAGUGUCCUCUGCCUUUAAUAAUUAAUUAUGGUAUCUCUGGGAUGGAAUGGGGAUCCAUCAGUUUUGAUAUGUAAAUGUUUUUGCCAAAUAAUGAAGUAAAAAUGCUAU
This is a messenger RNA of Cyprinodon variegatus (sheepshead minnow), 5956 nucleotides long. It is a transcript of the gene fyco1a, whose product is annotated as FYVE and coiled-coil domain-containing protein 1-like. Bases 49 to 4572 code for a protein of 1507 amino acids. The transcript is spliced from 17 exons. Gene Ontology annotation, biological process: positive regulation of autophagosome maturation; plus-end-directed vesicle transport along microtubule. Lineage: Eukaryota; Metazoa; Chordata; Actinopteri; Cyprinodontiformes; Cyprinodontidae. Gene Ontology annotation, cellular component: lysosome; autophagosome; late endosome. The record is from RefSeq and is a predicted model, not a curated record. Gene Ontology annotation, molecular function: metal ion binding.